AUGGACACUGGGCACGUAAGCAGAUCCCGCUUCAGUGUGGCCUCCAGCCCGCCGCGGUGGGAGAUCGGGCUCUACGCCGCCGGAGCCUUGGCGCUGCUGGGAAUCGCAGCCAUCAACCUGUGGAAGCUCUGGCGCUCCGGGAGCUACCCGGCCCCUUCCCCCUUCCCCAAUUAUGACUACCGGUACCUGGAGCAGAAGUACGGAGCGGCGUGCCCGGACAUCAGGAGCAAGCGAGGGCUGGCCCCGGGCUCGCAGCGGGCGCCAGGUCGGAGCUCUUCGUCCCGCAAGAGCAGCCUGAGAGCAGAGGACACCUUGGAGAGCAUCCAGGAGCUGGGCAGCCUGGAGCUGAUGGGCAGAGACCUGGGCCUGGCCCACUACGGCCCCCUGAAGAAAUCCAUCUCGGCCGACUCCCUCAACUCCAUCUCGUCCAUCGGGAACAACUUCGGGCAGGAUUUCACGGUGGGGCAGGUGGAGGUGUCCAUGGAGUACGACGGGAGGGCGGCCGCCCUGCACGUGACGCUGCUGCAGGGCAAGGACCUGCUGGAGAAGGAGGACGCGCGCUUCGAGUCCUGCUUCAUGCGGAUCAGCCUCCUCCCGGCCGAGCAGAUCGUCGGCAUCUCCCGGAUCCAGAGGAGCGCCUACUCGGUGGCGUUUGACGAGCGCUUCUCGGUGCCGCUGGAUCCGGCGGCGCUGGAGGAGAACAGCCUGCGCUUCUCCGUCUUCGGCAUCGACGAGGACGAGCGCAGCGUCAGCACCGGCGUGGCCGAGCUCAAACUCUCCGACCUGGACCUGGCCACGCGUCCCUUCAAUGCCUGGCUCUACCUGCAGGACACCAACAAGGCUGUGGACACGGUGGGGGAGAUCCUGCUCUCCCUGAGUUACCUGCCCACGGCUGAGCGGCUCACGGUGGUGGUGGUCAAAGCCAAGAACCUCGUGUGGAGCAAUGGGAAGGUGACUGCAGAUCCCUUCGUCAAGGUGUACCUGCUGCAGGAUGGGAGGAAGAUCAGCAAGAAGAAGACAGCAGUGAAGAGGGGAGACACCAACCCCGUGUUCAAUGAGGCCAUGAUCUUCUCUGUGCCAGCCAUCGUGCUCCAGGAGCUGUCCCUGCGUGUGACGGUGGCCGAGAGCGGCGAGGAGGGGCGCGGUGACAACACGGGCCAUGUGCUGAUCGGGCCGGCGGCCAGCGGCAUGGGCACCACGCACUGGAACCAGAUGCUGGCCACGCUCCGCAAGCCCGUCUCCAUGUGGCACCCGCUCCGCAGGAAUUAG
Sturnus vulgaris (Common starling) is the source of this 1269-nucleotide messenger RNA. RefSeq names its product synaptotagmin 12 (gene SYT12). NCBI's taxonomy places the organism in Eukaryota, Metazoa, Chordata, Aves, Passeriformes, Sturnidae. Gene Ontology annotation, molecular function: phosphatidylserine binding; calcium-dependent phospholipid binding; calcium ion binding. The record is from RefSeq and is a predicted model, not a curated record. Gene Ontology annotation, biological process: calcium ion-regulated exocytosis of neurotransmitter; synaptic vesicle endocytosis. Gene Ontology annotation, cellular component: plasma membrane; exocytic vesicle.